AUGAGCCAGGCCAGGCCUCGGUAUGUGGUGGACCGCUCGACAUACUCCCUCACCCUAUUUGACGAGGAGUUCGAGAAGAAGAACAGAAGCUUCCCUGUCGGAGAGAAACUCCGCAACACUUUCAGAUGUUCAGCUACCAAGGUCAAGACUGUGGUGUUCGGCUUACUCCCCAUCUUCUCCUGGCUCCCCAAAUACAAAAUCAAGGAUUACCUCAUUCCCGAUUUGCUGGGGGGGCUCAGCGGGGGAUCCAUCCAGGUACCUCAAGGGAUGGCGUUUGCUCUCCUGGCCAAUUUACCUGCUGUGAAUGGCCUUUAUUCUUCUUUCUUUCCGCUCCUGACUUACUUCUUCCUGGGGGGCGUUCACCAACUGGUUCCAGGUACUUUUGCCGUCAUCAGCAUCCUGGUGGGUAACAUCUGUCUCCAGCUGGCUCCAGAGUCCAAGUUCAGCAUCUUUAAUGCCACGAACAACACAACCUCGGUGGACAAAGCGGCCAUGGAUGAGGCCAGGCUCCACAUCUCUGCCACACUGGCCUGCCUAACGGCCAUCAUCCAGAUGUGCCUCGGCUUGGUGCAGUUUGGCUUUGUGGCCAUCUACCUCUCUGAGUCCUUCAUCCGGGGCUUCAUGACAGCUGCUGGGCUGCAGAUCUUCAUCUCAGUGCUCAAAUACAUCUUCGGGCUGACUAUUGCUUCCUAUACUGGCCCCGGGGCCAUUGUCUAUACAUUCAUCGAUAUUUGCAGAAACCUGCCAAACACCAACAUCGCCUCGCUGAUCUUCGCCCUGGUCAGCGCCGUCUUCCUGGUACUGGUGAAGGAGCUGAACAUCCGCUACAUGCACAAGAUACGUGUGCCCAUCCCCACGGAGCUCAUUGUGGUAGUUGUGACGACAGCUAUUUCUGGUGGUCUGAAGAUGCCCCAAAAAUACCACAUGCAGAUUGUGGGAGAGAUCCAUCAAGGAUUCCCCACCCCCGUCUCCCCAGUUGUGAGUCAGUGGCAGGACAUGAUCGGCACAGCGUUCUCCCUUGCCAUCGUGGGAUACGUCAUCAACCUGGCCAUCGGGAGGACCCUGGGGGGUAAACAUGGCUACGACGUGGACUCUAACCAGGAAAUGAUUGCUCUUGGCUGUAGCAACUUCUUUGGCUCCUUCUUCAAAAUCCACGUCAUCUGCUGUGCCCUGUCUGUCACCUUGGCAGUGGAUGGGGCUGGAAGCAAAUCUCAGGUAGCCAGUCUGUGUGUGUCUCUAGUGGUUAUGAUCACCAUGCUGGUGCUGGGGGUUUACCUGUACCCCCUCCCAAAGUCUGUGCUCGGAGCCCUGAUUGCUGUCAACCUCAAGAAUUCUCUCAAGCAACUUACCGACCCCUAUUACCUGUGGAAGAAAAGCAAGCUGGAUUGUUGCGUCUGGGUAGUGAGUUUCCUUUCUUCCUUCUUCCUGGGGCUGCCCUACGGCGUGGCUGUGGGUGUGUCUUUCUCCAUCCUGGUCGUCGUCUUCCAGACCCAGUUUCGGAAUGGUUAUGCCCUGGCCCAGGGCAUUGGCACUGAUAUUUACGUGAACCCCAAGGCCUACAGAAAGGUCCAGGAAGUGGAGGGGAUUAAGAUCGUCACCUAUUGCUCCCCACUCUACUUUGCCAAUUCUGAGAUCUUCAGGCAGAAGGUCAUUGCCAAGACGGGCGUUGACCCUCGGAAGGUGCUACUGGCCAAGCAGAAAUACUUGAAAAACCAGGAAAUGGGGAGACAGAUGCCCACGCAGCAAAGAAAAUCCCUGUUCAUGAAGGCCAAGACCGUCUCCCUGCAGGAACUGCAGCAGGACUUUGAAAGCGCCUCCCCCACCGACACGAACAACAAUCAGACUGCUGCGAAUGGGAGUGGCAUCUCCUACAUCACCUUCAACCCCGAGACUCCCGCAGCCCCGAGGCGGGAGCCGCCGGCCCCCCCGCCGCAGCCUAAAGAGCUGGAGGACACUCUGGCCAGGGUCCCCCCCUUUGUCACUUUCCACACGGUGAUUCUGGACAUGAGCGGCGUCAGCUUCGUGGACCUGAUGGGCAUCAAGGCGUUGGUGAAACUCUCCUCUGGCUUCCAGAAGAUUGGCGUGAAAGUCUUCCUAGUGAAUAUUCAUGCUCAGGUGUACAACGACAUCAACAACGGGGGCGUCUUUGAAGAUGGAGGGCUGGAGCAGACUCACCUGUUCCCCACCAUGCAUGAUGCCGUCCUCUGUGCCCAGGCCAAUGCCAGACCAGCCGUCCCAGGAAGGAAUUUCGGAGCAGACUCUCUGGACUCAGAGCUCUCAAUGUUCGAUUCAUCGGAGGACAGCAGUUCGGAUUUCCGGGACUUAGAGCGGGAGAUGUUUGGAAGCAUGUUUCGCUCAGAAACGCUGACGGCCCUGUAGGGAGUGAGAGAGGGC
Tachyglossus aculeatus (Australian echidna) is the source of this 2394-nucleotide messenger RNA. RefSeq names its product solute carrier family 26 member 9 (gene SLC26A9). Gene Ontology annotation, biological process: transmembrane transport. Lineage: Eukaryota; Metazoa; Chordata; Mammalia; Monotremata; Tachyglossidae. Bases 1 to 2379 code for a protein of 792 amino acids. Gene Ontology annotation, cellular component: membrane. The record is from RefSeq and is a predicted model, not a curated record. The transcript has 20 exons. Gene Ontology annotation, molecular function: sulfate transmembrane transporter activity; bicarbonate transmembrane transporter activity; oxalate transmembrane transporter activity.